AUGCUUGCUCUAGGCUCCAUUUUUAUCCUGUUCGUUCUGUGCCUUCUGGUUGUCCAACUGGUGAAGCUACAGUCCCAAAGAAGACUUUAUCCACCGGGACCAACUCCCCUGCCUUUCAUUGGAUGCUUAUGGCAGCCCAAAUUCUUUCGAAUACACCGUGAACUCUUGACUGAGGUGGCAAAGACCUACGGGAACAUCUUUACUUUGUGGUUUGGGCCCUAUCCUAUAGUUGUAUUAAACGGUUUCCAAGCAGUUAAGGACGGUCUCACCAGCCAUCCUGAAGAUGUUGCAGGCCGGCCUAUCAUUCCCCUUUUUAAAGCCGUGGCAAAUAAUACAGGGAUUUUACUGGCCACUGGUCGCAACUGGAAAUAUCAAAGGCGAUUUUCCAUGGGGGCUAUGAAGACCCUUGGCUUGGGGAAGAGCAUUCUGGAGUAUCAGAUCCAAGAAGAGGCACAAUCUUUGGUGGAGAUGUUUAGGAAAACUAAAGGGAAACCUAUGAAUCCUUCUUUUGCCCUCAACCUUGCGGUUUCCAAUGUGAUCUGUGUGGUCGUCUUUGGACGUCGCUUCUCCACAGAGGACAAAACUUUUCAUCACCUCCUGGAAGCAAUGGAGAAGAUUUUCAAAGUUCCUGGCACCCUCACACACACUCUAUAUGAUAUUUUCCCCGGGAUAAUGGACUGUCUCCCAGGACCUCACAAGACAGCAUUAUGCUCACGUGACUUUGUGUGGGCAUUCAUAAGAAAGGAGAUCAGGAAGCAUCAAGAUGCAGGCACUCAGGAAAAAGGCCACGACUUCAUUCAAUGUUACCUUGCUGAAAUAGAGAAAAUGAAAGACCAACCCAAGCUGCCCUACAAUGAGAAGAACAUGGUUCAGAGCAUCUUUGAUCUCUUCCUGGGUGGAACAGAGACAUCAAGCACUACUCUCAACUGGGGAUUGUUAUAUAUGGUGCUUUAUCCAGACAUCCAAGCCAAAGUUCAAAAGGAAAUGGAUACAGUCCUACCUCCCGGGCAGACAAUCUGUUAUGAGGAUCGCAAGAAGCUCCCGUACACAAAUGCUGUGGUGCACGAAAUCCAGCGCUUCAGCAGUGUUAUUGCGGUUGGGUUGCCCAGAUACUGCAUAAGAGACACAAUGAUCCAGCAGUUUCUCAUUAGAAAGGGCUCCAUCCUUCUCCCAAACAUGGCUUCUGCCUUGUAUGAUCCCAACGAAUGGGAGACGCCUCUGCAGUUCAAUCCAAACCAUUUCCUUGACAAGGAUGGGAAUUUCACCUGCCGAGAAGCUUUCAUCCCAUUUUCUUUAGGUCAUCGAGCAUGUUUAGGAGAAAAUUUGGCAAAGACAGAGAUCUUCCUUUUCUUUGGCAACCUUCUGCAAACGUUCACAUUCCAAUUGGCUGAUGGAUCAAAAGACAUAAAACUUGACCCAGUUUGGGGAGGCACUCUGCAGCCUCACUACUUUGAGAUCUGUGUGACUCCUCGAUAGGGCCUGUAUGACAGGUCUGAAUAGCAGCUGUGGAUACUGGGACUGGGAAUCCAGGCAUCUGGGUUUGUGUCCUUCAACUUUUGUCUGAAAACAAAGAGCAAGUUUCUAGCCCUCCUUGUUACAGAAGGAAAGCCUGUAUAACCUAGGCCCUUUCUGUAACAUGGGCUUUUGAGUACAACCUGGCCAGCAGCAUCAGUACUGGGCUGUUCUCUAUAUCCUUGUCUUUUACCUAGCUCCACUUGCAUCCUUAUAACUGGGCCCCUAAUCUGACCACAUGCUUAAAAUUAAGUUUUAUUAUUUGCAAAAAGG
Candoia aspera is the source of this 1785-nucleotide messenger RNA. Its product is annotated as cytochrome P450 2J4-like. NCBI's taxonomy places the organism in Eukaryota, Metazoa, Chordata, Lepidosauria, Squamata, Candoiidae. Gene Ontology annotation, cellular component: intracellular membrane-bounded organelle; cytoplasm. Bases 1 to 1476 code for a protein of 491 amino acids. Gene Ontology annotation, biological process: xenobiotic metabolic process. Gene Ontology annotation, molecular function: iron ion binding; oxidoreductase activity, acting on paired donors, with incorporation or reduction of molecular oxygen, reduced flavin or flavoprotein as one donor, and incorporation of one atom of oxygen; heme binding. The transcript is spliced from 9 exons. The record is from RefSeq and is a predicted model, not a curated record.